UCACAGCAAAGCUUCUUCUACAAGUUUCGGUCUCUCUCUCUGUCUCUCUACUCUCCAGUCUCGCCUCCGAUACUGAGAUUGAAAGCGUUGAUGGCUGCUGAUCAGGAGGCAGAGAGGGAAGUGGGAGUUGAUGAAGAAGAAGAGAGAUGGGUGAUGCACUAUUCGUCGAAUCAUCAAAUACUUUUGGUGGGUGAAGGGGAUUUCUCUUUUUCUUUGAGUUUGGCGCGCUCUUUUGGCUCUGCUUCAAAUAUCCUCGCUUCUUCUCUCGACUCUUAUGAUGUCGUGAUCAAGAAGUACAAGGCAGCAAAAUCGAAUUUGGAAAAUUUAGAAAAGCUGGGGGCAUCCCUCUUACAUGGAGUGGAUGCAACUAGGAUGAAAUAUCAUACUGAUUUGAAAAUGCGUAAAUUCAAUCGGAUUGUCUUCAACUUUCCUCAUGUAGGGUUCUAUGGAAAAGAAGACAAUGAAGAGCUGAUUAAAAUGCACAGAGAACUUGUGAAUGGCUUCUUCUCCAAUGCAAAAGGCAUGCUUCGAGCAAAUGGUGAAAUUCAUGUAAACCACAAAACUACGGCUCCAUUCUGUAAGUGGAAUAUACCGAAACUUGCUUCAAAGAAUUCUUUGGUAUUGGUCGGGUGUGUUGAUUUCAAGAAAGAAGACUUCCCAGGUUAUAACAAUAAGAGAGGGGAUGGUUCGAGAUGUGAUAACGCCUUCCCUUUGGGUAAGUGCAGCACCUUUAAAUUCAUGAUCAGGUUCAACCAUACUAAAAAAAAGUCUCAAGGACGGGUCACACAAUUGUAUUCAUCAGUACACGGAAGAUGUCAGCAAUUCCAAGGGGUAGUUCCGAACCAAAUGCAGCAGUGUUCAACAUCAAUUAAUUUUAGUUAUCCUCUAGCAUCUUGUCACUUGACAAAGUUGGAAGAAACUUCGGAGCAUGUGCGAUUGCCGUUAACAAUUGGCCCUAGAAAUCAACUCUCUGGAAUGUUUGAUGGGCACUUGCAUAAUCCUACAGAAAUAUUUGGACGGACUAAUUAUGCAGCUUGUCACUUGACAAAGUUGGAACAAACUUCCGAGCAUGUGCGAUCGCCGUUAACAAUCGGCCCUAGAUAUCAACUCUCUGGAAUGUUUGAUAGGCACUUGCAUAAUCCUACAGAAACAUUUGGACGGACUAAUUAUGCAGCUUGUCACCUGACAAAGUUGGAACAAACUUCAGAGCAUGUGCGAUUGCCGUUAACAAUCGGCCCUAGAAAUCAACUCUCUGGAAUGUUUGAUGGGCACUUGCAUAAUCCUACAGAAAUAUUUGGACGGACUAAUUAUGCAGCUUCUCACCUGACAAAGUUGGAACAAACUUCAGAGCAUGUGCGAUUGCCAUUAACAAUCGGCCCUAGAAAUCAACUCUCUGGAAUGUUUGAUGGGCACUUGCAUAAUCCUACAGAAAUAUUUGGACGGACUAAUUAUGAUUUAAGCGAGUCCUUUCAUGCACCAAGGCUUCUUGGUGUGAGAGACUUUGCAGAAAUUCCAAGAAGAAACUUGAGCGGUCACCUAAACUUUUUUGGUGAGAACCCUUUGAGCACUUUGCAUCCGAGAAAAUUGGUGUUGGACUAUGGUUACGAACUGAAGGCAAGGAGGGAUGCACUGGAUCGACAGUACCUGAGAAUGUUGGUAUGUGCAGAGGAACCAGCGUACUGGUGAAUACAAUAUGUAUGUUUUUUCUGGCUGGUAGGAUAUUCUGCAAACUAGUAAAGCAGUGGUGCGUAGGACUUUUAAAAGCUGUGGUAAAGCAGUGGAGCGUAGGACUUAUAAAAGCUGUGCAUUGUAUAGGCUACAGUUUCAUGUUCUUGGUAGCUUAUCUCUUGCCAGCAUCCACUUUUUGGUUGUGUUUAGACGUUAUAAUCUGAAAUUUCUAUGCUAAAUGGUUGCCCUUAUGUAACAAGUUGCCAGCUUUUGAAAAUUAGAGAGGUUUUGCUUCCAUUGUUCAGUGUGUUAUUUUCAUGGACUUGUAUAUUUUGACCCAUUAUGAAGUAGUUUCGGAAGGAUUUUGAUGGUU
Juglans microcarpa x Juglans regia is the source of this 2041-nucleotide messenger RNA. Its product is annotated as heavy metal-associated isoprenylated plant protein 41-like. The transcript has 3 exons. Lineage: Eukaryota; Viridiplantae; Streptophyta; Magnoliopsida; Fagales; Juglandaceae. The coding region runs from base 91 to 1686 and encodes 531 amino acids. The record is from RefSeq and is a predicted model, not a curated record. Gene Ontology annotation, biological process: rRNA base methylation. Gene Ontology annotation, molecular function: rRNA (uridine-N3-)-methyltransferase activity. Gene Ontology annotation, cellular component: cytoplasm.